AUGCCGUCUUCAAACGAGGCUGAGGAGCCUGGGGAGACAACAGCUAUAAUUUCUACUCAUCAAUUCCAGCCUCCACAAAUUUUGCGUUUUAUUUCUAAUUCUGAAAAUGCUUCAUUCCAUUCAAGACGACGUAGAAUUAAUAGAAGAUCUACCUCUAGAAUGAAUUCCCGUGAAAGAUUGUUGGCUAUGAAGGGGCGCAGUUUAUAUUCUAAGGCUGGAAGUCAGCAAGCAAGCAUGUCGAAUGCAGGUCUGACGGUUUCUCUAUUCCUUUUGGCUGCAAUUUGUGGUGCACAUUUACUUCGGACAACAACAACUGACCUCACAGAUGUAUUUAAAAAAUCUUUUUUCUCUUCUGAUAUUCAAAUAUUCAUCAAAUCUCUUUAUUCAAAUAUUCCUCAUCAUCAACCAUUCACUUCUCAACAACUCCAUAAUUUUGAUAUUCAAACAAAAAUUUCGCAAAAUAUAAAUGAACGGUUUCAAAGAUUUGUAGAACGUUUGGAAGAAUAUGUUCCUUCUACGAUUACCUCAGCUUCACUAAAUGACUGGACGAUUUUUGGACAUUUGGGUGAAAGGCAAGAAUUACAGGUUAAUGUUCUUCUGGCUGAAAGACGUCGUAGAACGGUCCAACGCCAACGUAGUCCAACACCAAUUCCUCAAUCAAUUCCUUCACCUCGAUUUAUUAAUCGACAGCGUAAUACUUCUUCAGCUCCACCCGAUUCUCUUAGAAGUUGGGCCCAUUUGUCUACAUCCCCAACAUCGAUACAACCAUCUACUUCUGAUUUUGGUACAAAUUCUAAUCAAAGUGAUGAACCAACACUUAUGGAUUAUGAUGCUAUUGAUUCUUAUUGGAGAUGGGAUAUUGAGCAAGAAAAGGGAGGAUUAUCGCCCUAUCAAAGAUUAAACGAUUUUGGACAACAAUUAAAUGAAGAUUAUUAUUAUUUAAAUAAUGAAAGAAAUUUUCAAGAGACAGAUAUUCUUUUUGAACGUGAUAUUCAAUUGCUUACAGAGAAGGGUUUACUGCCGGACCAGACUAAUUUUCAAGACAAUUUAAAUGACAAUGAAGUUAAUCUUUUGGCUAAUUUCUCUAGAACUCUCAGUUUUGAUGGAAUUAUUGAAAAUCAAAAUGAAAAUACAAAAUGGAAUGAUUUAUUACAAUUACCUACAAGUUCUCUUUUUAUUGACGAAUCAGAAUUGCCUAAUAUUCCAAUUCAUUCUCCUUUUCCAACAGAAAAUAAUCAAAAUUUAAAUCAAAAGGAUUCUGUUCCAAAUCAAAGAGAAUUAGGCUGUUCUUCUAGAGAAUCUAUUUCAGCAUUAUCUGAUAUUAGACAACCUAUUUUAUUUAAUGACGUUUCGUUGGCCCGUUGUUCUUCCUCAUCGGCUUCAAUUGGGGAGAAUAGCGAUAAUGAAGAAAUGGGGAUGGAACGGCAACAAAUGCUUGAAGAGCAAUCUUUGCAACAUUCUAUUACCAAUCAACAACAAUCUAUUCCACUAACAGAUAAUUUUUCUGAAAAAGGAUUAACCGAAAAAAAUCAAAAAACUGAAAAAGACGAGGAAGCAAAGGACGAAGCUGAAACAGAAAUGCUUUUAUCAGCACUCUUUCCUCAAUUAUUUUCCCCUCUUCCAAUUAAUGAUCCAAGGUCGUCCUCACAACAAAAUUCUCCAUUAUUUUCCGAUGGAAGUUUAGUUAACAAUAGUGAAGUUGAAGCAAUUCUACAUGAGUUGGCAGCAGCAGAGGUUAUUUUAAUGAACAGUACCCAAACGUUGACCCAAAACAAUUUUUUAUCAAAUCAACUACAAACUUCAAUUGAACAAAUUGCAAACACCCACCAACAACCUUCAUCUUUAUCGCCUUUAGCUUUACCCCUUUCACCUUCAGUUGGGCCUCUUUCACCCAUUUUUGAACAUUUUAAUCAAACUUUAAAUAUGAAUGGUUCUCCUCCUUCUCUUCCAUUUGACGCUAAUGGGAAUUCUUUUAAUCUUUUUGGGGCUCCACUCAAUCUUUAUUGCAACACUACUGUUCAAAAUAGUUGUUCACCUACUACAAGUUCAUCUUCUGUCGGGUUGCCUGUCACCGAUUCUAAUAUUGUUUCAUACAAUUCUCCAACAGAAGUAGUUGGUUCUUCAGAAUUAUCUAACAGUGAUUCUUUUGCCUUCCGUUACGAACAAAAAUUAAUUCCAAAAAAUUCUGAUAAUUUUCAAAAAAUAAAAAAUCCGCCAAUUAAAAGUUUGGAAAGACAAGUCCCAAUGAAAGCUAAAGGAAAAAGAGGACGAAGAUCGAAAGAUGAUUGUGAGUUGUUAAAAUUAUUUGCGAUUAGAUUUUAUUUGGAAUUCAUAAACAUUAAUACACGGUUAAAUCCGAUGGGAGAAAUUAACAAAGAUACCGAAUUUUAACAUAAAAUUUUCUCGAAUAAAUUCUGUGUAUAUUAACGUAAAACCUUAAAUCAAGGUUGGCGGAUAGUUGGAAAUCAACGGAUAUCCGGAUCCGAUAUUCGAACCUAAAAUUUCCGGAUAUCUGAACUUUUUUCGGAACCGGAUCCGCCAACCUUAUAUACAUAGUACUACAGC
Messenger RNA from Meloidogyne enterolobii, 2565 nucleotides. NCBI's taxonomy places the organism in Eukaryota, Metazoa, Nematoda, Chromadorea, Rhabditida, Meloidogynidae. The record is from the annotation of a GenBank genome assembly.